AUGUGUGACACAGACAAUAAUUCACUAACUAUAGCUCCAGCUCCAAUCGAUUGGUUAUGUCAUUUUUGUGCUUCUUUCAACCAAUUCACCGAGAAACAAUGUAAACUUUGCGGAAGUACAUUGACUCUUUCGUCUUCGAACAAGACAAAUCACGAAACAACAAAUGCAACCAGAAUAAAAACACAAUUGCAGAGAUCAAACUCUAUUACGGUUCUUUCACUCACAGCAUAUGAACAGCAACACAACGAUGAAGCUGAUGCAGAACGUCGAUUCACUGAUAUUCUUCAAUAUUGUCAGGAGAAUGGUAUAAAUUUUGUCGAUGAUCAAUUCUCACCAUCAUCCAGAUCAGUAGGCCGUGAAGAUAUGUCUGUCGUACAGUGGCUUCGCAUUCAAGAUAUUGCCGAUGAAGAAAAGGAGAAAAAAGGAUUAUGGACAGUCAUGCUCGAUCCACAAUCGGACGACAUCGAACAAGGUCAUUUAGGAGAUUGUUGGCUGAUGGCUGCAUUGGCACUGGUCACUGAGAGACCACAGAUGCUGUCACACAUACUUCUGACGCCCAUAGUUAAUCGACAAGGUAUUUAUUUAGUCCGUAUUUGUCACAAUGGAUUAUGGAAAACAGUGUUACUUGAUGAUUAUUUUCCGUGUACAGCAAGAAAACAUCUUGCCUUCACGAAGGCUAGGCGACAACAAUUAUUUGCCCCACUGAUUGAGAAGGCGUGUGCUAAAGUACAUGGAUCGUAUAGCAACUUGUGUAGAGGUUCCAUGAGAGAAGGUUUACAACUGCUUACUGGUGCUCCUUCUGAUCAAAUCACCCUAGAUCAACUAAAUGAUGAAGAUAACGAUAAUCGAGAUAUCCUGUGGACAAAACUCGUCUCAGCAUGCGAAGCUAAUCUAUUGAUUGGUGCCUCGACAGGUCGCAAGGAUGUUUCCAAAGCUGACUACGACAGAGUUCACCUUAAUAGACAUCAUGUGUACUCUGUUCGAAUGACUCAUGCCAUCUCAUCCAACGAACGAUUUAUCCUAUUGAGAAAUCCACAUGCUCGAUCGAAUUAUACAGACGAUGACAUAACGACUCAAGUAUUUCAACGUCUUCAAAAUGUGAAUAGAGCUGAUCCAUCGGCUGGUUCCUUCUGGAUGUCAUGGAGAGCAUUUCGACGAUUUUUUGCUGAUUUGACCAUCUGUUCUUAUCGGGAUAAUUUAUUCGAUGUCAGACUGGAGGGCCAAUUCACUCCACAUGCAGCACAUUCAGUACAAGCAUACUAUUUCUAUUUAGACAGGUGA
Rotaria sordida is the source of this 1281-nucleotide messenger RNA. The record is from the annotation of a GenBank genome assembly. NCBI's taxonomy places the organism in Eukaryota, Metazoa, Rotifera, Eurotatoria, Philodinida, Philodinidae.